ACAGGCUGUGAAUAUUUAGCUGAGUUUAUCCUCUUUGCUAUCCAGCUUCUAACGUUGAUGUGUAGGUGCCGUAACUCUCUCCUGAGACAUGAACACCACAAUGUUUCAGCUGAGGUCGUUUGUCCAUCAGCGGCUGUACACAGCGGCAGAGGAGAUCCUCGGAGAGGUGGAGAAAACCAUUAAGUUAGCUUUGUACGAAGCCGAAGUUAGUCGAUCUAAAGAGGAGGUUGAAAGUCUGCGACACCAGCUAGAGCUUCUCCGAAAGAAACCAGCUGAAGAGCCUUCACUGACUAGCAACACAGUGGAACAUGGAGAUGAGUGUGAUGCCCUGUUGCUGCCGGAGAAAUCAGGACCCUCAACACCAGAAGAGUCUAACUCAAGUGUGAGCGCUGAGGUCCCAGGACCCUCUCAACCCAGCACAGGUCUGGACAAUAAUAACUGGAACUACUGCUUGGUUGAGACGGACUUCAAGAUGUCCGAAAUAAAAGAAGAGCAGGUGGAACUUGGGGGUGACAGUCAAACUCAGAUUUUCUUUCCGUCUCCCGAAAUGGUGAAAAGCGAGCGAGAUCAGCCAGGGACACAAGUGUCACAUGAAAUGCAGCCAGUUUCUUCAGACUGCUCUACAGCUCAGAGUGAUGACGACGACAACAAUGACAGCGAUGAGGAGUUGGUGUACAGCAAUGGAGAACAUACCAAAAUUAUGAAACAGACAGGAAAGAUAUUGCAAGUACAAAGUGGCAGUAUUAAUAAGGAGUGUCAGACAGCAUUGCCUCAUGACAAAUGUUCUGUUAAAAAUGAAAAGGGCCGCAGUUUUUGCCAUUUGUGCGGCAAGGGAUUUCAGUACAUCGGCUCUUUGAUGAAGCACAUAAAAACCCAUGAGAACAAAAGUGAUUGCACUGUUUGUGGGAUGAUGCACCAGUCCACAGAGGAGUUAGUAACACACCUGAAAGGUUAUCACAACAAAACAUAUUUUUGUGACGUUUGUGGCAAGACUUUUGCCAAUAACCGUUGUCUCCGGCUGCAUGAAAGAAUACACACAGGCAUAAAAGAGUUCAUGUGUCAAGAAUGUGGCAAAACAUUUUACAGAAGAGAGCAUCUGAUUGUACACGUGAGGACCCACUCUGGGGAGAAACCGUAUCACUGUGACAUUUGCGGGAAAGCAUUUAGUCAGAGCCAGAACCUUACAAUUCAUAAAAGAAGUCAUUCGGGGGAGAGACCAUAUCAUUGUGGCCUGUGUGGAAAACUUUUUAACACUAGCAGUCACCUCAAAACACACAUGAGAUACCAUUCAGGAGAGAAACCGUACCCUUGUGAUAUUUGUGGUAAAUGCUUUCGCCAAAGUGGACAGAUGACUAGACAUAGGACCACACAUACAGGAGAGAGGCCCUAUGCUUGCCAUGUUUGUGGUAUGAGAUACAGGUUUGCACCUAAUCUUAAGGUGCACCUGCAGACUCAUGAAAAGGCAGCCGCUGAGUGAAAACCAUUACAUUAACCAGACAAGACUAUCUUGGAGCUGGUGCAUGAGUUGGACAAGACAGGUUUACAUGCAUGGCAUAACUCACCUGUUGGCCAUUCUUGAGUUUAUCUACAACUUAUAUGUACCAAAUUUACUGCCAGCCAUUUAACGAAAGCAUAACAUAACUUGUUGUUGUGAUUUAGUACAUGUCAGGUAGCUACUGGCGUCAGUACACGCUGAGGUACUUGAGUCAUCUCACCGGGAACAUUUAGGCCCAAUCCCAUCUCCAUCCUAAAGCCUAAGCCUUGAACCUGAACACAUUAGUCGAAGUCACCUGGUAAGUGUUAGAGGCUGUAAGGGAACAAAACGGUAUAAUGGGACAGCACCGCACUUUUCAACAUAUCAUAUUACCUUUACUACACGAAAACAGUUGUGGCUUUGGGACUUUUUAGCUGACCUUUUUUACUUCACGGCCGAGACAAUGAAGGGGCCGAUCCACGAUCUUGCCGAGUACAUUGAUAAUUUGAAAAUGACCUUUGGACAAGAGGUCAUUUUCAAAUAAUCAGUUUACUUGUUCAAAACGACAUACACAAAAAAUCUUCUUUUUUCUUCUAGUUGUUCCUUCCAUGUUUGUUUAGAUUAUUUUUUUUUUAACGCCGGCUUGCCUUGGUAACCCUGUGUUUAACGUCACAACGCUAUGAACUGUGGGUAAUUCCUUCAGGCAACGGAAAGUGAACGCGCCUCAGAGUCCGUGAGUAAGGAGAUUGGGAUUUAGCCAGUCACCUUUUUCUAUCUGCAGAUUGAAGUUGCCAGGCAGUACUGUCAAGGAAAUUUGCUGAGGUUAUUACGUUUCAUGAACCAAUUAGAAUCAUAAAGUUGUAAGUUGUCCCACAUUUAAGGCCCUGGAUACCCACACAGGUGUUAACUGGUCAGAGACGUUUGCUGUCGUUGAUCAGACCUCUGUUUAGGAAUCACAGCUAAAUUGUCCGUUUUAACGAGUUUAACAAAACUAAAUGACUUCACGAAUUGACCCUGCUUUUUUCACUUAUUGCAGAGUUCAAUCUGAUUGGGAAAUUGCAAGGCCAGUUUGAGAGGGGUUGGGAUUGACCUCUUAUUCAGCAGCUAUUGAUAACUGCACAGUGAAAUAAUACAAGCAGUUAAGGAGGGCCGCUGCUUAGCUAAUAUAUAUAAUAUACAACUUUGUGGACUGCUGCUGUUAGCCCGCUAUUUUGACGAACUCCGGUCUGACUGCACCAUGUGUGGGUGUACAGGGCUGACAGGCGCAACAAAACUAACGCGAGAGUCACACAGGUUCUACUCCAACUGGACUGAACACUCAAACACAGUGAUGAGGUUGGGUCUGAUCAAACAGUUCUUGAGAUUUAACUGAAAUUAACAAUCUUAAGAGAUUCAUUAUUAACCGAACAUCCGAGUUCAGUUAUAUUGAAAAUUGCCUUAUAGGGCACUACAUGUUAUCUGUAUUAUGUGUGACCACGGAGUAACUUUUUUACAUUUAAUUCGACAGACCCUUUUAGCCAAAGUACUUUACAUGUUUUAUACUUCCACACAUUGGGAGAGAUUUGGUGUCUGCCUGCUCAAAAACUCAACAUAUGGAUAAGGGGAGCGAUGCAGACAACGAGUAAAGAGUAAGCCAAAUGACAGAACAUCACUGUCCACCUGUAUCGGUCCAUCUUUAGAUUAAAUGUGACAUAACUGAUGACCCAGCAGCAGUACUCAUCGUAAGUGUUGACACAACAUUGGAUACCCAUCUGUGACAAUGUGAAUGUUCAGCUGUGAUAUAUUUUUAUAAGUGAGAUUAAUUUUGAAUAACAGUUGGAGGAGCGCCUUUUAUUUGUUAUUUAUGUAUGUUCAUAAAUCCCUUCAGGUUUCUGUUUACAUGACUUAGACUGCUGGAAUAUGUUGGCAUUUAUCAAAACGGUUAACUAAUUCCUGUUCGUAAAACCAGUUUCACUUUGAGCACCACCUCUGUAGCUCUUGUUUUUCACAUUUUAUGUAUGUAUUUUUGUACAUUGUUCUGUGUAAUGUCUUCUUAUGGUGAAAUCAGAUUUCCACACAUAAAGUUUAAUAUACUGUUA
This is a messenger RNA of Micropterus dolomieu (smallmouth bass), 3552 nucleotides long. RefSeq names its product zinc finger protein 70-like. The record is from RefSeq and is a predicted model, not a curated record. The coding region runs from base 89 to 1477 and encodes 462 amino acids. Lineage: Eukaryota; Metazoa; Chordata; Actinopteri; Centrarchiformes; Centrarchidae. The transcript is spliced from 2 exons.